GGUUAAUAAACCUACCGAAUGCUGAAAAGCCUGGAUACAAUGGACAUGGAGAGGAUGUUUCCAUUAGACUGUGAUCUGACAGUGCAGUCUCAGAAUAAAGAUGCUUCCCCUUAAAACUCAGAUGAGAAACAUUUUAUGGCCAGAAGAUGUCUGAUCUGUGGAAUUUGUUGCCACAGAGGUUGGUUGAAGCUGCCAUUUGGGUGUACAUAUGACAGAGAUUAACAUAUUGAUGAUUGCUGAGCAGCUCAGGGUUACAGGAGGAAGGCAGGAAUGUGGUGUUGGAAUGAAAAUCAGCCCUGGUUGAAUGGUGGAGCAGACCAGAUGUAUCGAAUCACCUAAUUCUGUUCCUGUGUCUUAUGUCUUACCAUGACUGAAUGAUGGCUCCUUCUUAUCCCAUAUCGUCUGUGACAUGUGAGGGACAAUAAAAGAUUCUUCACUGAGAUCAUUACAUCUGCCUUCAGUGUUUAAAUUUCAUUCGACCUGUGGUGAGAGAUUUAUUUGAAGAAAAACCCCAACUGGAGGCAAACCACGACUGAAGACGUGGGAACAGCAACAAAUGAACCAGCCCGAGGACUGAGAGCACCGACUGGAGAGAACCCAUCUGACUCGGAGAUUCCGGUGAUUCAGUCAGGAGAAAGUUUGGUUAAAAAUGAGAAGGAAUUUGUCUCCAGGAAUCUCAAACUUGGCACACCAGUUUUGCUGUCUCUGUCCAGAUAUUUAAGAAGUGGAGCAAGGGAUUCAAUCGACCAUCCUUCCUGCUCAGACUGUGGGGAGGGAUUUAUUCGGUCAUCUGACCAACUGGCACGCCCGUCAUUUUACACAGGAGAAAGGCCAUUCACCUGCUCAGAUAGUGGGAAUGGAUUCACUUGGUUAUCACAAUUGAAGGUACAUCCGCAAGUUCACACUGGGCAAGGCCAUUUACCUGUUCUGUGUGUGAGAAGGGGUUCAGUCUGUCUUCCCAUCUGUGGACACACCAGUCAGUUCACACUGGGCAGAGGCUGGUCAUCUGAAGAAUUUGUGGAGAAGGAUUCACUCGGUCAUCUGAUCUAAUGGCUCACCAGCUAGUUCACUACGGGGAGAGGCCUUUCACCUGCUCGGACUGUGGGAAGAGAUUCAUUCAGUCAUCCACCCUACUGGUACAUCAGCGAGUUCACACUGGAGAGAAGCCGUUCACCUGCUCGGACUGCGGGAAGAGAUUCACUCAGUUAACCCACCUACAGAGUCAUCAGCGAGUUCACACGGGGGAGAGGCCAUUCACCUGCUCAGAAUGUGGGAAAGGAUUCACUGAGUUAUCCAGCCUACAGAGACAUCAGCGAGUUCACACUGGGGAGAAGCCAUUCACCUGCUCAGAAUGUGGGAGGAGAUUCACUCAGUCAUCCACUCUACUGAGACAUCAGGGAGUUCACACUGGGGAGAAGCCAUUCACCUGCUCAGAAUGUGGGAAGAGAUUCACUCAGUCAUCCACCCUACAGAGUCAUCAGCGAGUUCACACUGGAGAGAAACCAUUCACCUGCUCAGUCUGUGGGAAGAGAUUCACUCAGUCAUCCACCCUACAGAGUCAUCAGCGAGUUCACACUGGAGAGAGGCCAUUCACCUGCUCAGUCUGUGGGAAGAGAUUCACUCACUGUUCCAGCUUACAGAGACAUCGGCAAGUUCACACUGGGGAGAGGCCAUUCAUCUGCUGAGAAUGUGGGAAGGGAUUCAGUCCCCAACUACUGGCACACCAGUCAGUUCACAAUGGGGAGUGGCCUUUGUUAUGAAUCUCUAGGUUUUGUUUGCUGUGGACUAUCACUUUAAGAGAGUGAGAGAGAGAGAAAUGAAGAAGGUGAAUCAGUUUGACUUGCAGCCUUUUUACAUCGCUCGCAGCUUGUUUAGUUUUAACCAAGGACACAGACACUCAGAGUCAGAUGGGGAUGAAGGAGGAAAAAUGGAAGGAUCGAAACCAGGGAACCAGUGGGCAAGGGUCUCUGUUUGGAAUUUUCCUAUGCCCACAAGGGUGGGUUACUUAUCGAUUCAGGAAACGUCGAAUGUGUGGUUGUUACCUUGUUUGAUCCAUAGGAGUGGAUCUGUUUUGGGGUAUUCUGUGAAGACCACUGAUGUGUUAACCCUUGCCUAGAUGUGGUGUGGUAAUUCACUUGACGAUACCUCUUGU
Molecule: messenger RNA, 2152 nt
Organism: Hypanus sabinus (Atlantic stingray)
Lineage: Eukaryota; Metazoa; Chordata; Chondrichthyes; Myliobatiformes; Dasyatidae
Product: gastrula zinc finger protein XlCGF49.1-like
Exons: 3
Coding region: 1050-1685 (211 amino acids)
Biological process (GO): regulation of transcription by RNA polymerase II
Cellular component (GO): PcG protein complex; transcription regulator complex
Molecular function (GO): RNA polymerase II cis-regulatory region sequence-specific DNA binding; DNA-binding transcription factor activity, RNA polymerase II-specific
Source: RefSeq, a predicted model, not a curated record